AUGGGAAGCAGCGCGUCCACCCAGCACCAUUUCGCCUUCCUGAACACAGAGAGAGCUUUCAGGGCGGCCGUCCUGAUCCAGCGGUGGCACCGGCGCUACGCGGCCCGGCUGGAGAGGCGGCGGCGCUGCACCUGGCGCAUCUUCCAGGGCAUCGAGGACGCGGGCCAGCAGGACCAGGCCAGGCUCCACGGUUUCUUCAGCUGCCUCCUGGAGCUCCUCACUCCCGACGGCCGCGGGGACGGGGACCCGCUGAGCCGCCUGCGCCCGGGGGACCGCGCCGUCCAGCGCGCGGACGCGGGCGGCGGCGGCUACGAGGCCAUCGGCGUGCCGGACGGCUACACGGGCCGCGCCUCGCCUUCCCCCCUCCUCCCGGCCCACGCCGCCGCCCUGCUGGAGGCCUUCCGGCUGCGGCGGCCGCUGCACGCCCGCUAUGUGCUGAACCUCUUAGACCAGGCCAGGCAGCACCUGGCCCGGCUGCCCAGCAUCAACCGCGUCUCCACCUGCUACAGCGAGGAGGUCACGGUGUGCGGAGAUUUACACGGCCACUUGGAUGACUUAAUACUUAUUUUUCAUAAGAACGGCCUCCCGUCGCCAGAGCGCGCCUAUGUCUUCAACGAUGACUUCGUGGACCGAGGCAAGGACUCAGUAGAGAUCCUGAUGGUUCUUUUUGCCUUCAUGUUGGUUUACCCCAAAGCGCUGCAUCUGAACAGAGGAAACCAUGAGGACCCCGUGGUGAACUUACGCUAUGGCUUCACCAAGGAAGUCAUGCAUAAAUACAAGACGCAUGGAAAGAAAAUAUUAAGAUUUCUUCAGGAUGUGUUCUGUUGGCUUCCCCUGGCCACGCUAGUCGAUGAGAAGGUCCUGAUUCUUCAUGGUGGGGUAUCGCAGCAGACGGACCUGGAGCUUUUGGCUAAACUGGACAGACACAAGAAGCCCCCCUUCCCUGCAGCCCCUUGCUCUGCAGCCCCCUUCCCUGCAGCCCCCUUCCCUGCAGCCCCCUACCCUGCAGCCCCCCUUCCCUGCAGCCCCCCCUUCUCUCGCCCCGUGCAGAUCGUGUCCGCCCUGCGACGGCAGAGCCGCCCCCUCCCCCCCUCGCCCUCCCGCCCCGGCCCCCUGCCGCCCCCCAAGGCCGGCCGCUCCGUGGACCUGGUCGUGGGGAGGGAGGCGGCUCGGCGCCCCGAGCCCACGGGCGAGGAGUGGAGGCAGGUGGUGGGCGUCCUGUGGAGUGACCCCAUGGCUCAGGAGGGCUGCAAGGCCAACGCGGGCCGCGGAGGAGGCUGCUGCUUUGGGCCGGACGUGACAGAGCGGCUGCUGCAGAGGUACCAGCUGCGGCUCCUCAUCCGCUCCCACGAGUGCAAACCCCAAGGCUAUGAAUUCUGCCACAACCGCAAGGUUUUAACCAUCUUUUCUGCCUCCAACUACUAUGAAGUGGGCAGCAACCGCGGGGCGUACGUGAAGCUGGGGCCGGCGCUCACCCCGCACAUCGCGCAGUACCGCAACAAGGCGACGCACAAGCUCACCCCGCGGCAGAGGGUUAGCAGGGUGGAGGUGUCGGCUCUCAGAGCCCUGCGGGAAAUGCUGUUCGCUCACUCCUCAGACCUCCUCCGUGAAUUCAAGAAGCACGACCCAGAGGAAACCGUUCCAGCUUUUACUAGUCAACUGAACAUGCUGCCUCAGCUCAAACUCAACCAGCAUCCAACCGAACUUCCACUAACUAACAUAGAGUCCAGUUUGCUGGAAACACUCUAUGGAAACCGAUCUAAUCUUGAGACGAUUUUUAGGAUAAUAGACAGCGAUCACUCAGGCUGCAUCUCCCUGGAGGAGUUCAGGCAGACGCGGAAGCUGCUCAGCUCGCACACGAACGCGGGCGUCCCGGACGACCGCAUCCGCCAGCUCGCCCGGAGCAUGGACUUCAACCAGGACGGCCGCGUGGACAUCAACGCGUUCCUGGAGGCCUUCCGGCUGGGGGAGCACUCCCGCGGACACGGAGGACGGGGGCCACGGCCGGCCAAGGCCGUGCUGAGCAGGGCCGUGUCGGCCUCGUGCCUUCCUGCUCGCUCUCCCCGUCUGAAACGGAGAAAUGGGAUCCGCGGAGAGGCCUAA
This is a messenger RNA of Perognathus longimembris pacificus (Pacific pocket mouse), 2103 nucleotides long. It is a transcript of the gene Ppef2, whose product is annotated as protein phosphatase with EF-hand domain 2. Gene Ontology annotation, cellular component: cytosol; nucleus. The record is from RefSeq and is a predicted model, not a curated record. Gene Ontology annotation, molecular function: Hsp90 protein binding; manganese ion binding; calcium ion binding. Lineage: Eukaryota; Metazoa; Chordata; Mammalia; Rodentia; Heteromyidae. Gene Ontology annotation, biological process: negative regulation of MAPK cascade; detection of stimulus involved in sensory perception.